CAACGUGAAUCGUUGGACAGUGACGUUGCGAAGGAGAUCAGGUACCUCGACGAGGUUUUGGAAGCCAAUUGCUGCGACUCUGUUCUGGAGAACGGAUCGAAUGUGCCAGCUUCUCCUGAGCCAAGUACAGCGAUCACAGACAGGCAAAGUCCACCCCUUUCCACCAGGCUCGACGCUCCACUCUCGCCCGACAGUUCCAUCGCAAGACAGGGGUCCCCUCCUGUGGAGCAACAGGAGACUGACGACGUGAAGGCAGGCGAGAUCAAUCUGAACGGCCACUCCACAGGGAAUACUACGACGGAACCACUUUCCAAUCAGAAGAGUGUGGGGAGGGAGCAGCAGGAGGAAGUGUCACCUCGCAGGAAAUCCUUCAACAAUGGCGAAGCGACCAUCAUCCCUCUGAAGAAAGAAGCCAAGUUUGAGCUCCGGGCCUAUCACGAAGACAAGAAACCCUCCAAGCUUUUUGUGGACGAUGACAAAAACGAAUCCUACAGGAUUAAGAAAACUCGAGCUUCCAGUGAAAUAGCUGAACUUGAAAGAGCAAGACGAGAAGUCAUUAGAAGCCAAGUGGUCAAGAAGAAUCCCAGUAUUGCAGAGAAAUGGAAGCCACCACAGGAGAAGACUAUUGAGGAGCAGCUGGACCCAGAUAAGCUGGAAUCGCACAAAAAAUAUGCGGAACGCAAACAGAAGAAACAGAGCGGGGGCCUUUCCCCAGUUUCUCCAAGACAGAAAGCCCACGUGUUUGUAACGCCGGACCCCAUCAUUGUAAACAGGGAAGAUGUCGUCACGGAGCAGAUAGAUUUUUCAACAGCGAGGCAGCAGUUUUUAAAGAUGGAAACCAAAUCGGAAACGUCCGCUCAGCCCAACCAGAAGCGGCCGGUAGCCAAUAAGGGGGUCUCGUUGAGGUCAGGGACAAGGACGGCAGACACACUGGUAAAAGACAACAGUGCGGCUGCAGUAGGGAUGACUGAGCUAGCUGAAGCUCACGGGCAGACGGUGCAAAUCGGGGCCAGUGAGGUGUCCAUUGGGAAAGCGUCCAAACUGAGCAUGAAGGUGCCUGGAGGAGAGCAGGAAGCUGCAUUCCAGGGGAUGGCACCCACGCUGCAGGGUAACCAGCAACAAGAGGAAGUAAUUGGCACGGUGCCCCUUCGACAGGCUUCUCCUGACCAAUUUAUCAGCAACAGCAUGAAACACCAGGUGGUCAACAAAGUCUUUGUGGACGAUGAAGGGUUUACUCAGGUCAGGGCAGUUUUGACGAUGCUCAAUGAAGACGGCGACAGUGACGUUUCCGACCAAUAUUUUAAGUGCGUCAGCCUUCCUGCAACCACAGAAGAGCUGGAUUCUGGUUUGGACGAGCUGUCCAUUCGAUCGCAGGACACCACUGUGAUGGAGACGCUCUCCAACGACCUCAGUAUUGAUAAUGUGAGUGACAGUGGUGCUUCAAAUGAGACCAUGAACGUUUCCCUGGAUUACUCACUGGGUGGAUCUCAGGAGUUUUCCCACCCUCAGACACCCCCGGCGCUAACCCCCGUGGACAGAGAGAGAGAUGAGCGCUCCCUCAAGGCGGAGUUAACCUCGAGCCCGCUAGGAGACGGUGAGCCGGACCAGUGCCGGGGGCUAUCGGACACGGACCGAGAGCUGCAGUACCGAGCGGAGAUGUUGGUACAGAAUGCCAUUCAGCUCGCAUUGGCGCAACAGAGCCACACAGACAGGGCUGGGACGGGCGAAGAUCACCCAACGGCACCACCGCAGCCGAUAAGGGUGUUGGCAGAUGAGCAAGUGCCCGUCGACCCUGUGGGGGCUGCCCUGUCGAAACCGCGGACAGCGACGUCGGAGCCUUCCCAUGCCCCAGCGCCCGUGGCACAGGAGCGGCGAUACUCCUCCGUGUCGAAGGGAUCGGCAGUGGAUGUAAAGUGCGGCACCAUGGACGUCCCCCGGGCCAGCUCGCCACCUUCCCUGUACAAGCCCGAGUUCAGCCCUUUCAGCGACAGUGCCAACUAUUUGGAACCGACGGACUAUUCCCGAAACAAUGUCUUUGUCAGCCACUCGCAGGAGCCCGAGGUCAUCGCCCAAACGGGGCCGUUUAAGCUGCGCACCCGCCGGCAGAAGACCCUGUCGAUGAUCGAGCAGGAGAUCCGGGCAGCGCAGGACCGAGAGGAGGAGCUGCGGCGCCAGAGGGAGGUCCUCAGGACUGUUCAGAGACCCACCAGAGCCAAGCAGCCCAUGCUACCCCAGGCCUAUUCUUCCAGAACAACAGCCCCCGGGAAAAUUGAGAAGUCUGGUUCCGUGUCACCAUCGACUGAAAGCCCCAUGCCUCUUCCACAGCCAGACUGCACACCUACAGAACAGGAGCCUUCUGGACCAGGUCGUUCCAGGGGACUGAUGGAGACGUUACUGGAAGACUUUGAGAUACAGAAAGUUAAACGGAGAGAGAGGCGGGACGAGCCCAAUGUCCUUGAGGCUACCAGGGUGACCCGUCGAAAGAGCGCUAUGGCUUUGCGCUGGGAGGCUGGUAUAUAUGCCAACCAUGAGGAGCAGCAGUAAUCCAUUACAUCGUCACACAAGGGAAAAGGGUCAAGAAUAACUUGUAUUUGUUUUAUUGCUAUUGUUGCUGAAGGACUGAUACAAUGCAGCGCAUUUAUUCAUUUGCAAAGCCACCUGCUCCAUUGGAAGAUCUAGUGGUUACCUUUGCGAGGAUAAUGAAAUGGACUUGGAGCCGCUGAGGUUUCAGAUUCAACCCAGAUACUGCAAAAAAAAGGAUUCCCUAACAGCGACUGCAUAAUGUGAAGAGCCAAUCGCUUGUAUAUGUAUAAAUACAGUUGGUGUCCCUGUAUCUUUUUCUGCACAGGCUGUGUUUAAUUCACAGAUAUACAGGCUUCCAAUGCUGUUAGCCUCCAUGUACAUAGCCAUGGUCAAUCGUUUUGGUGUAUGCUUUUCUUUAAUUUGUUCUUGGGUUGCAGGGUUUCUGGCAAGGCCAGCAUUUAUUGCCCAUUCCUAUUGCCCUUGAACUACUGCAGUCUAUGUGGUGUAAGUCCGCCCACAGUGGCUCUUUCUUUCCUGUCGUGUUUUGCUCAGUGAUUUCAAAGAGUGAUUAAAAGAUAAUCACAUUGCUGUGGGCCUAGAGUCAUUUAGAGGCAACUAAGUAAGAAUGGCAGAUGUUCUCCCUGAAGGAUAUUAGUGAACCAGUUGGGUGUUUACAUCAAUCUGGUUGUUUCAUGACCAUUGUUAAUGAGACUCAAAAAUUAUUCAACAUCUUUUUAUUUGAUUAAUUGAACUUAAGUUUCCAGCUAUUGUGCUUGAUUUGAAUUCUUAGCUCUAGAUCAUUUGUCCAGACAGCCAGGUGACUAGAUCAACUGAUAUUACCACUGUGCUACUGUUUCCCGUAUUUAUAUUUUAUAUUCCCUUUUAAUUAAAGCUAUUAUCUUUCUUACCUAUCUGGUGGAAAUGUAGCUUAAUGCAGUCUUCAAGAAUGGCAAGGAAUUUUGUCUAAAACAAUAAAUUUCACAAAGGUGCUCAGCAGGACACUCUGGAAUAUCAGGCUGAAUCAAUUUGUUAUUUUCUCUUUGGUGAACACCCUGAGCCUGCAAUUUUAUCAUUGACACAUUAUCUAAACGUUUGGCAGCAGCAGAGACACAGCCGCCGUUUUGUAUGCUAACUGCACAGGCAAUAGACCAAGAAUUUUGCUCCAAUUUUCUUAAUUUAUUGCAGUGAAUCUAGUCACAUGACAUAGGAGGAAAGCGACAUUGGACUUUCUUGUUCAUCACUCCAGUGGAAGUAAAAGAUUUGCAGAGAGAGUUUCCUUGGUGGUGGAUGAAAACCAACAAUGGGACAAUGGAUUUAUCACAAAAAAGAAAUCUCAUUUCUUUUGGCAACCUGUAUCUGAGGCACCCGAAUCAUGUGAUAACAUCGACGCUGAGUCUAUAUUUUUCUAAGGAUACUCUUGGUUAAAGGUUGUGAGGCCCAGGUUCUCAGUUUAUCUUGCAAUUUAUUUAUCAGCAUUCUAUUGAAGAGGUGGACUGAGAAACAGCAAUAAACAGAAUGGCAGGAUCAAACUGAGUGCACAAAUGGAUACACAUGGACACGGUUAGUCACAAAAUCCCUGGGACUUCUCAAAAACUGUGUCGCAUACAAAAAUACAGCUUUGUGGGAGGGCAGUAGGAAGCACAGAGCAAAAGCAUUAAUAAAAGUUAAGAGGACAGAAUGACCCAGCAUGGUAAUUGCAUGAUCCUAUUUUCAUCAGGUAAUCAUUUGAGACUUACAACAGAUUUUUAGUGUUCAUUCCUGUGAUUUCGUAUCUACUAAACAUGACUAGGGGCUGUCAGUUUUACUCGAAUGCAGUGUUUUUUUUUGUCUUAAUAAAGUGACAAGAUUAUUAAACUCCCAUUAGGAGCAACUUGUACUCCAAACAGUGUUAGAAUGACAUUGUGCCAGUGCUGUGACUUCAUGCUAUGCAGUUCCCUGCCUUUUCAGUACCUCACGUGCAUGUGUUUCAAGUGUAGAUAGGACAGUAUAAACAUUGGCCGCAGGACAAUAAGGGUGCAGACUUUUCGUCUGGACCCCAAUCCCCAUCUAAAGCUACUAAAUCCCCUCAUUGCAGCAGAGUAUUAAGAUAUCAUCAAUUGUAUUUUGCAACAUAUAAUUCCAAUUUUGAUUUUAUUCCUUUAUGUGUGGGUGACACACAAUUUGUUCUAUGAGAAAUGAUUCAAAACUGAUCCAACAAGCCAGCAAUCUCGAUGGGAAAUUCAUAAUUACCAGACUAAGUGAGGAGUUAAUCUUUCAAAUGAAGGGAGGUACUAAUCUGUAUUUUAUAUUCAUAUAUAUAUAUAUAUCUAUAGAUGUGAAUUAUUGCACAUUGAGAUUCUACUCGUGAGCCUGUGAGUUUUUACAAGUAGCUACCUUUUCAGUGAUGUUUUUCUCUUAAUCAUAAUGCUUUAAGCUAUGUUUUUAUCACAGAUCUGUAUACAUUGAUUUUUUUGCUAUUCCAAAGGCUGUUGUCCAACACCAAUAAUGCUAACAGACUGACCUGAUGAUUAACUUAAUGUUUCACUCCAAGCAACCCAAAGCUCUUGGGUCCAUAUGCCCAAGAAGCCGUGAUCAAAUCCCUAUUUUCCUAUGUUAUUGCAGUUUGUAAUGAGUGGAUUUGUAGCAGGGAGGCGGUUUUCUUUUUGCUGAAUUGUACUUAGCUCCUUGUUAGAUUUGUCAACUGUGGUCAGCCUGGAAACUUUGUCACAAGACCUCCUGUGAUCGAUGCUGUGGCAUUCCUGCCAUUGGUCAACAGACAGGCUCAUGGUCAUGGCACCUCUCCUUGGCACAGCCAAUUGGGAAGCAAAAGGACUUUUCAUUACCUGAUUGGAUGAGUCUUGGCUGUCAGCUAAGUAACCCUACUUUCACUCCAUUUUCAAUAUUCAUGUAAUGAGCCAAAUGUACAAAAAAACUUUUUUUAUUGGUCAUCCAGCUUUUAUCCUGAGUAAUGUUUGCAGCCAUGUCAUGGAGACUAAUUUUCAAUUCCUGGAGAAUACACACUAAUCUGGAAGCCUGGCAACACCUAUCUCUGCAUUGCGCUCUCCAUGUGUGUUUAUUCCAUUAUUCAGGAAGCCCUACAAUGUAAAGAAUAGAAAGAGGCAUUUUGAAAGGUUGAAAUUAAAUUAUAUAAGGUGGUGUAUCUUAUCUGAGAGUUGAGGCAGGGAAAAUUAACCAGUCAGCUUGUAGUCAUUGGGCACUUUAACAUUUUUUAAUGGCAGCUCAUUGCCAUGUUUUGCUCUGAACGCUUGAAAGCAUUAGGGCACCAUUACAAAGGAAAGGCUAUUGAUCAAUACAGUUUAACAGAGACAGUUAAUGGUUUUCCUCUGUGAGUAUUUCCCUUCCCCCAUCUUCUUUACAGAAGCCUUUAUGUUUUGCUGAAACAUCUGGGAUUUACAGGUGACCUUUUUUACCAUUCUUUCAUGAGAUGUGGACAUCACUGACUAGGACAGCAUUUAACGCCCAUCUCUAAUUUCCCUUGAUAAGGUGGUGAUGAGCUGCUUUCUUGAACCAAUACAAUCUUUGUACAGUAGGUAGACCUACGGUGCUAUUAAGGAUGGAAUUCCAGGAUAUUGACCCAGCUACAAUGCAGGAACUGUGAUAUCAUUCUUACUAAGGAGAGUGUUGCUAUGUGUUCGUUGUUUUUGUCCUUCAUCUCCUUAAGGAAAGCAGACAACUAAAAUAUUAUUAUUUGGAAUUCUAUGGGGUACAUAAACGGUCUGUCUUCACACAAUCAUUUUUGCCAAAACUGAAGUACUUAGAACUGAGUCUUUGAUUUUUAUUAUAUCUCUGUGAAGAAGUUUCUCCAUUCAAAAUAUAAAUGCACAUAAUGAAUGAAUUGAGCUUGGUUCUGCAAUCACUCAAUUGCUAUCUUUAGGGAGAUGGUCAAAUAGAGAGGUCUUUACUGUAAAGAACACUGCAAUCCUGGAAUCAGUUAUGAGAGAAAUGAUCUGUCACUCAGGUUAGUGCAACAAAAGAUAGAAUCUGUGGCAAUGCCAACCUAUUCCAACCUAAUUGUGAUGACAGUACACUUCAGACAGGAAGGGAAACUCCAAUCAUUCUGUUUAGGUUUCCUGGAUCUCAAAGGUUAAAGUGUGCAUGGAAAGGUCAGUACUUCUCAAUAGCACACCCUGCUUUGUCCCUGAACUUAGUACCAAUGUGUAUCCUGACCAUUUUUUGUUGAAGAAGAAGCUUCUGCUCAUUGUCUGUAAGGCUGUGCGGUGGAGAUAUUGUAGUUUUCAUUCACUGUAAGUUGAGAUUAUGUUUAUCUACCUGUCAAUGUGUAAAAGUGGAAUAUUUCAGUGAGGUUGUCCAGAUGUCGUGACCUGAUUAUUUUGUGCUGUGUGUGCACUACAUACUUGUCCUGCUUAAAGGUAUAGUGCAGAAAAGUAAGGAGGUAAUAUGCAGUAUUGUCAAUUUAUUUUGGCAUCCUGUUGAUUUCUACAGAGAGAAAUAAUGUCAAACUUUCCCCACAUGAAUUUAAUAUGUAAUUCUAUAUCACAUCAUUUCAUGUCUGUAGCACAGAAGACCACUAAACCCAGUUGUGUGCUCCAAACAAGCUUCUUUCCAACCCUCUACAUCUAUCUAAGUACAGUGUUUCAUUCCUGUCACUUUAAUCUACUGUUCUAGUUUCACCUUCAAUGCACCUGUGCUCUUUGCCUCAACAUUUUUAAGUUUAUUUCUACUUCCAAAUGUGUUAAUUGAGUUUAAAUCUACCAGUUGCUACAGUAGAGUUUGAACACAUCUCCAGUAUUACUCUCUGGAUUGCUAGUCCUGAGACAUGACUACUACACCACUGUAAUACCACAGAGACAACUUAGCUUCAUACUCUGCAUAACAGCAGUCCUCCAAUUAUUUGGAUUUACAGCCCCCAGUUUUGCAGUGGAAACAUUUUGUCUUCUUUAAGUCUCCUUGCAAUGUGUAUGCAAGGGGGAUUCUGCCUAUUACUGUGGACGCAGUCCAUUUAAACAGUAGUCACUUCCCUUUUAAUUGGAAAGCCUUACUUUGUUCCAUAAUCUUGCCCACUUUUGGAGAAGAUUGGACUGCAGCUCGCAUGGUGCUGAUGUUCUCAGUUCAAGUUAAAGGAAAUUGAUCACCAAGGGAGAGAUCAGUCCAGAUUCUACCUGAUUUUCCCCAAACCCACCAGUGCUUUCUGAUGCUAAGUUGGAAAUUAUGACUUGCCUUGUUUCUGAGACAUACCUCUACUAAUCACAGAUUUACUUUAAAUUUACAGCACAGAAACAGGGCAUUCAGCUUACUUGGUCUGUGCUGUGUGCCCCACAUAAGCCUCCCAUCACCCUAAUUUCAUCGAAGUCCAGCAGUAUAUAUUUCUAUUGUUUUUCUCGACAGAAUAUUCCCCUAUCCCCCCAGUGAGCUUAACAUUAAUUCUCUGAAAGCCAGCGGAAUAUUGCACAGUUAGUGCAAACGCCAGUCCCACUAGUAGAAAUUGUGUUGCUACUGGUGUGAAUUAGGGCCCAAAACAUGUGAUAUGGUAGACUAUGCAUGUUAAAAUGAGGACAAGGCUAGUGUAGAAUGUGUGGUAUAAAAUAGGUAAUAUAUGAUAACAUGAAUACGAGUUAAUGUAGGUGAUGUGAUAGUACAAGGGGUGAUAUGAAUUAGACAUAUUAAAAAAAGUAAGAUGAAUAGAGUAGGUUAUGUAAUAACAUUACAGUAUACAGAUCCACACAGCACUGAAAAUGCCAUAAGGUUUGGGUCCAUAUAGAAGCAAAAUGCAUGUCAUGAAAAGUAUAUGCAUUACAGGUUUGUGGUACAUUUGGUAACAUCCAUUCUGAUGUAGCAUGCAUCAAAAUGUCAUAAAAUGAAGAGUUUACUUGAUGCUGUAGAGCAUAACUGAUGGUGUUGAGUGUAUGUGAUGGUGUAGAGUAUAUAUGAUGAUGUGGACUAUAUGUGAUGAAGCAGGGUGUGUUAGAAGAUGUGGUACUGACCAUUGAAACAGAAUCAGUCUUCAGUCAGUCAGCCAGUCAGGUAAAUGAUGCUGGUCAAUCACAAUUGCCCAAAAGUUCAGAAUGAGUCAUUAAUAUAACUGAUGCAACAGAAUAGUGUGGGUGGUUCUGAUUUUUUUGUUGUUGUUGGUAAUGCCAAAGUAUUGAACCUUUAUUUUCUCGAUCUAAUGUUCUGAACUUUUAUUAUGUAGUUAUCCAAACAAUGCCUAAACUUUAUGGAAUUAUAAAUAUAUUUUAAAGUGAAUAUUGGCUCAGUAUUUUUGUAAGAAGAGCUCCAAUGGAGUAUGUAUAUCACUAUGCAGGACUAAGUUGCAAUAAAACCUGGCUUUGCUUAA
Messenger RNA from Rhincodon typus (whale shark), 8818 nucleotides. RefSeq names its product A-kinase anchor protein 2. The annotation marks the transcript as partial. The transcript is spliced from 3 exons. The record is from RefSeq and is a predicted model, not a curated record. Lineage: Eukaryota; Metazoa; Chordata; Chondrichthyes; Orectolobiformes; Rhincodontidae.